CGCGGGGGCCCGGCGGCCCGGCCGGUCCCGCCCUGCCUCCCGUCGCUCGCCUGUCCCGUCCCCGUCCCGUCCCGCCCCUGCGGCCGCCGUGACCUCUGCCCUCCUCCUCCGGUGGCCCGUUCCGUCGGGCCGGUGCCUCCCUCCCGGCCCGCCGCCCGGCCAACGGCUGCCGCCCCUCGCCCCCUGUCCCUCCCCGUCCGUUUUCGGCCCCGUUUUCUGCCCCCGUCCCGGCCCCGCCGUGGUGGAGGCGUCGGGGAUGGUGGGGGAGCGUCGCGGCGGGGACCUGCUGGUGCCCCUGGGCCCGCGGCUGCAGGCCCGGCCCGAGGAGCUGCUGCGCCAGCGUCCGGGCCCCGACGGGCACCCGGAGUACCUCGUCCGCUGGACGGUCCUGGGCCCCAGGGACGAGGAGCGGGAGCCCGCCAAGGAGCGCCAGGGCCCCGCCGACGGCAGGGCCGAGCACAUCCUCAUGUGGCUGUCGGCCUCCGAGGCCCGGGCCAGCUGCCCGUCGCUGCUGGGCGGGCGGGCCGAGGCCGAGGGGCCGCCGACGGAGCCCGCCGGACGCCCAGGAGGCUUCGCCCGGGACGCGGGCGUCGACGAGGCGUCGCUGCGGGAGAUGGGGGAGGACGUGCGGGAGCUGGUGCGCAGGGCGGCCCGGCAGCUGGGCCGGAGCGAGGCCAGCCCCGCCGCCUCGCUGCUGCACACCGUCCACGUGCUCAGCGCCUACGCCAGCAUCGGGCCCCUGGCCGGCGUCUUCCGCGACACCGGGGCCCUGGACCUGCUCAUGACCAUGCUGGGCGGGCCCGAGCCCCAGAUCCGCCGCAGCGCCGGAAAGAUGCUGCGGGCCCUGGCCGCGCACGACGCCGGGAGCCGGGCCCACGUGCUCCUGUCGCUGAGUCAGCAGGACGGUAUCGAGCAGCACAUGGACUUCGACAGCCGCUCCACCCUCCUCGAGCUGUUCGCCGAGACCAAGUCCUUCGAGGAGCACUGCAUGGCCUUCGAGGGCAUCAGCCUGCCCCAGAUUCCGGGGAAGGUGCUUUUCUCCCUGGUGAAGCGCUAUCUGUGUGCCACGUCCCUCCUGGACCAGCUGAGCAGCGGUGCGGAUCCGGGGAGCGGGGAGCAGGGAGCCCGGGCUCCCUCCAGCGAGGGCCCCGGCGGCGAGCGCGGCCGCCGGCGGCGAGAACUCGAGUUCAGCAUGGCUAUGGGCAGCCUGAUCUCCGAGCUGGUGCGGGGCAUGGGCUGGGACCUGAGGCCGGGCCAGCCGGACGCCCCCCUCUACGGCUUCCAGCCCCACGUGGCCUUCGGCCCGGACCUCAUCCCGCCCACCCCAGCCCCGGUUCCCCACAGAAGACAAGGUCGGACCUUCCGGUCGCCGUCCGACUUCUCGAGCUGCAGCGGCUACGCGGAGUACGUGCAGGAGACCCUGCGGCCCGGCAUGCGGGUGCGGAUGAUGGAGGAUUACGUGGUGGUCGGAGCUGGGGACGAGGGCGAGUUCCAGCAGAGCAACGACAGCGUCCCUCCCGCGCAGGUGCUGUGGCUGGAGACGGGCCGCACCUAUUGCGUGCACUGGCACAUGCUGGAGAUCCUGGGCCCGGGACAGGCAGCUGAGGAAAAGGCCGGGGCUGCCGUAGAGAAGGGACUAGGGGGCCGUGGCGGCUGGGCCCUGGACUCAGCACCCCCGCCCUGGCCCUGGAGGCACCGGGAGAACCCGUGCUGCGUGCCCUACCUGCAGCCCAGGGCCCCGGGCAGCACGGACCCCCGGCUCCUCAGCCGGGGCGAAUGGUGGGAGAUCCUGUUCUUCGUCAAGAAGCUGGCCGGGCCCGAGCAGCAGCGUCUUCUCCAACUCGUCCAGGAGAGCCAGGGCAAGGAGGUCCCGGAGGAGGAGGAGGCCCGAGCGGAGCUCUCGGUGCCCGUGGAGUUGGCGCGGAAACUGGUGCUGGCACUGAGCGAACGAUGCCGGGGUGCUACCCGCCGGGUCCUGCUUAGCUCCUAUGUCUACAGCAAGUACGGGCCCCAGUCCGGCGCGGGGGAGAGGGAGAAGGCCAGCCUAGGAUCCCCCGAUGCCUCCUGGGAGGCUCCCGGCCCCGGAGUCCACUUCUCCAACGAGCCCAAACCAGAGGCCCCGCUGCCGGCAGCGAGGAGCGAAUUCCAGCUCUUCACCCAGCUUCUGGCGGCCGAGGGACUGGUGCUACCCUUGGGCCUGGAGGAAACGGCCAAGGAAGUGUGCAGGGCCCUUUGGGAGCCCUGCCGUCAGAGCACCCUGGAGCAGAAGGUGAUGGAGGCCGUGUCCUUGGUGCAGAGGUCGAGCUCGGACAUCAAGCUGCAGCUGGCGGGGCUGCACGCCCUCUCACGGGCCGUGCAGGACGCUGCCGCCGGGCAGGACCACCCACUACGCCGGCCCGACCGGAAUCUCAGAGAGAAGCUGGUGAAGAUGCUAGUGGAGCUGCUGACCAACCAGGUCGGGGAGAAGCUGUUGGUGGCGCUGGCGCUCCGCCUGCUCUGCUCGCUCAUGGCCAGGCCCGAGUGGCGCCUGCUGUUUGCCACUGAAGGCGGGGUGUACGCCGUGCUGGCCUGCAUGCGGGAGUACAGCGCCUCGCCUCUGGUGCAGCAGGCCGGGCUGGCGGCCCUGAAGAUGCUCACCGGGGCAGUGGGGCCUUGCGAGCCACCCCCGGGGGACAGCGGCUGCCCCUCGCUCCUGCCCCCGUCGGACGCCCAGGUGAUCCGAGAGAUCUUUGCCAGCAUCGGCUCCGCCGCCCAACCCGGCUCCGAGAGUCUCCUGGAGGCCAUCCCCUCCGGCCUCAUCCUCAUGCUGCGCACAAAUGGGUGCUCUUCGGCCGUGUGGAACGGGCUUCUCCUCCUCAACUCGCUCAUGAGCAACCACCAGGCCUUGCGGGAGCAACUGGCCACCCAGGAGCUGCGGGAGGAGCUGCACCGCCACUCCGGUGAGGGGGCGGGCCAGGUGCCCUCCACCUUUUCCCUCAUCCGUACCCUGCUGGGACACUUCCCCGAGCAGCCGCCACCCAAGAGGCAGCAGGACCCAGGGCCGGACCUGAGCGGCGAGCCCCGGGCCGGCUCGCCCGAGCCUCGGCCGCAGGGCCCGGCCCCCCUGGGCCUCGGGGAGGAGGAAGACGACCUGAAGGGCCUCCUGCAGCGACUGCGGCACCGACCCGAGAUGGAGCCGGAGCCGGAGCCCUUCCUGCUGCUCCUGCGCGGCCUGGACUCGUCGGGGCCCGGUUACACCCAGCUGGAGUGCCUCCGGGUUCUGACCUGGCUCCUGGAUGUGUCCAAGGCCGAUGACCUCCCCUGGCAUGAGGUGGUGGAGCCGUGCCUGGCCUGCAUGAACGCCUCCAACACCGACCGUGAGGUGGUCCAGGAGGUGGUUCGCUUCCUGCACCGCCUGGCUUCGUCCAACAAGGACUGUGCCGUGGUGCUGUGCCGCCUGGGGGCCCGCGAGGCCCUGACCAAGGCCCUGGCCCAGCCCAGCGCCCAGCUGCUGCUGGGGCCCGAGCUGCGGGAGCUGUUGGACCACUGCCAGAAGCAGGCCAGUCUCUACGGCAACCUGACCACCAGCAUCCUGGCGGGCUGCAUCCAGCUGGUGCUGGGGCAGAUAGAGGAGCACAGACGGACUCAACAGCCCAUCAACAUCCCCUUCCUGGAUGUCUUCCUCAGGCACCUCUGCCAGGGCUCCAGCGAGGAAGUGCGGGAGGACAGAUGCUGGAAGAAGGUGGAGGUGUCGUCCAACCCGCACCGGGCCAGCAAGCUGACCGACCACAACCCCAAGACCUACUGGGAGUCCAACGGCAGCACCGGCUCCCACCACAUCACCCUCCACGUGCGCCGGGGCGUCCUGAUCAGGCAGUUGACCAUGCUGGUGGCCAGUGAGGACUCAAGCUACAUGCCAGCCCGGGUGGUGGUGCUGGGAGGAGACAGCGCAGCCUCUCUCAGCACUGAGCUUAACACGGUGAACGUGCUGCCCUCAGCCAGUCGGGUGCCCCUGUUAGAAAAUCUCACCCACUUCUGGCCUGUGAUCCAGAUCAGGAUCAAGCGGUGCCAGCAGGGAGGCAUCGACACCCGCGUCCGGGGCCUGGAGCUGCUGGGCCCCAAGCCGACGCUGUGGCCGUUGUUCCGGGAGCAGCUCUGCCGCCGCUCACGGCUCUUCUACGCGGUGCGGGCUCAGGCCUGGAGCCGCGACGUCACCCAGGACCGCACCCGCCUGCUGCGGCUCUUCCCCAGGCUCAACAGGGCUCUGGGCCACGAGCAGGCCUUUGCCGACCGCUUCCUCCCCGACGAAGAGGCUGGCCUGGCGCUGAGCAGGACCUGCCGGGAGGCGCUGAUCACUCCCUUGGUGCACAGCAUCACCAGGCCCGGUCCGGAUGGGCUGAGCCCCCUGGCCUGGCUGCUCGACCUGUACCUGGACCACCGGGAGGAGGCCCGGCGAGCCCGAGGUAGAAGCGCUGCCCUGGCCUCCCGUGUGCGGCGCCUCAGCCACCUGUUGGUACACGUGGAGGCUCCCCCGACUCCGCCCCCGUCUCCUCCCCCGGCCCUGCCCGACCAGCCUAAUAUCAAUCUCCGCCAGAGCCGGCAACCGGGACCCGGACUGAGGCCAGAGCCGCAGGGCAACAGCCUGCGGGAUCUCACCCGGUGCUGGAUGGGAGUGGUCCAGGAGCAGGUGAGUCGGUUUCUGGCUGUGGCCUGGAAAGCCCCAGACUUCGUGCCUCGUUUCUGCGGUGCCUUUCAACGUCUGCAGACGGCCGGGACGGAACUGUUUGGGGCCUGCCAGGCGGGCUUCGUGCUGGCCCUGCGCCAGGGCUUCGCCGCCGCCCUCCAGCAGCUCCCCUUCCUCACUGCCUCCCACGUGAGUGAACAGUUUGCCCACUACAUUGACGAGCUGAUCCAGGCCGGCCGCGUCGGGUCAGCCGAGUCGCUGGAGCAGCUGCAGCAGAGCCUGGAGCCCUUCCUGGUCCUGUCUGGCCUGGAGCUGGCCACCUCCUUCGAGCAUUUCUACCGGUACUACCUGGGGGAGCGUCUCCUGGGCCCCGGGCCCUGCUGGCUGGAAGAGGCCGUGCUGGACCAGAUCGGGCUCUGCUUCCCCAACCGCCUCCCGCAGCAGAUGCUGAGCGGCCUGAGGGCCGCCGCCGAGCUGCAGCGCCACUUCCGCCUCUUCCGGCUGCAGCAGUUUGACCGGCGUCUCCUGGAGCGGGGCCAGGAGGAGGGGGACGGAGACGACGGGGAGGACUGGGGGCCGGAGGCUGAGCCCCCGGGGAAGCCCAUCCAGGAGCAACCUGAGGAAGAGGAGGAGGAGGAGACGGCGGAGGAGGAGCAGUCGUCCCCAGAGAUGAGAGUGCUGGUCCUGUCGCCCCGCUGCUGGCCCGUCUCCCCCCUCUGCUACAUGCACGAGCCCAGCAAGUACCUUCCCCAAGCCCUGAGCGGCUACCUGGGCCGCUUCUCGGACUUCUACAGCCACGGUCAGAGUCAGCCGGGCCCAGAGUCCGGGCCCCGGCGACGGCUGCAGUGGACGUGGCUGGGCUGGGCCGAGCUGGUGUUCGGGGCCCAGCAGAGGCUGCUGGUGUCCACCUUGCAAAUGUGGAUCCUGCUGCACUUCAAUGAGGCCCAGGAGGUGACGGUGGAGACCCUGCUGCAGAGCUCGGGCCUCGCUCUGGAGCUGCUGACCCAGGCCCUGGGCCCUCUCACCAGCAGUCCCGGCCCCCUAACCCUUCACGAGGCCGAGGGCCUCCCCGCAGAGGGUGUACUGAGGUUGCGGGAGGAGGCAACAGAUGGUACGGAGCCUCCGGGUCCCCCUCUGCGGCUGCUGCCCCCCAAGGCUUACCUGAGCAUGGAGGAGGACCAGGGUCGAGCCCUGGAGAAGAAGAGGAACCUGUUGAGCUGCCUCCUCGUCCGCAUCCUCAAGACCCGUGGGGAGGGUGGGCUGCACGUCGACCAUCUCGUGUGUCUGGUACUGGAAGCCUGGAAGGAGACGGCACCCCCCGGGGGAGGCUUCUGCAGCAACGCGGAUGUCCUGUCCUGCAUCCUCCACCUCCUGGGCCAGGGUUACAUGCGGCGGCGGGAGGAGCAGCCCCAGGUCCUGGUCUAUGCGGCACCCGAGCCCACUGGGCCCUCCCAGGGCCUGGCCCACAUCCCCUUCUGUGGGGGCAGCCGGGGAUCUGCAGCCGGGACUGUUACGCUCAGGCCCGAGGAGGCGGCCGUGCUGUCGUCUCUGAGGCUCCCGGUGGGCCGCACCAUGAGCUCCGGGGAGGUGGAGGGGCUGAUGCGGCAGACGGUGCUCCAGGUGCAAGAGACCCUGAGCUUGGAGCCGGACGUGGCCCUGCACCUGCUGGCCCACUGCCGCUGGGGGGCCGACGCGCUGCUGCAGUGCUACAGCGAGGACCCCGAGCCCCUGCUGCGGGCCGCCGGCCUGCGGGUGCCUCCACCCCAGCACCCUCCGCCGCUCCCCUCGCACUGCCCGGUCUGCGUCGGCCCCCUGGACCCGCCCGACGACCACCCGCCUACCCUCUGCUGCCUCCAUUACUGCUGCCAGUCCUGCUGGAACGAAUACCUCACGACCCGCAUCGAGCAGAACCUGGCCCUGAGCUGCACCUGCCCCAUCGCUGCCUGCCCGGCUCAGCCAACCAGUGCUUUUGUGCGGGCCAUCGUCUCCUCUCCCGAUGCCAUUGCCAAGUACGAGAAGGCGCUGUUACGUGACUACGUGGACAGCUGCUCCAACCUCACCUGGUGCACCAACCCCCAGGGCUGUGACCGCAUCCUGUGCCAGCAAGGCCUGGGCUGCGGGGCUGCUUGUGCGAAGUGCGGCUGGGCCUCCUGCUUCAACUGCAACUUCCCCGAGGCUCACUACCCCGCCAGCUGUAGCCACAUGUCCCAGUGGGUGGAUGACGGUGGCUACUACGAGGGCAUGAGUUUGGAGGCCCAGAGCAAACACCUCGCCAAGCUCAUCUCCAAGCGCUGCCCUAGCUGCCAUGCGCCCAUUGAAAAGAACGAAGGCUGUCUGCACAUGACAUGUGCCAAGUGUAACCACGGCUUCUGCUGGCGUUGCCUCAAGCCCUGGAAACCCACGCACAAAGACUAUUACAACUGUUCUGCCAAGGUGUGCAAAGCUGCUCGCCAGGAGAAGCGGUUCCAGGAUUACAACGAAAAAUGCACUUUCCAUCACCAGGCCCGGGAGUUCACCCUGAACCUGCAGAGACAGGUGGCCACCCUCUCCAAGCAGCCCCCUCACCGCUCCCUCGCCUUCCUCACCGACGCCUGCAAGAGCCUGGAGCAGGCCCGCAAGGUCUUGGCCUACGCCUGCGUGUACAGCUACUACAAUCAGGAUACCGAGCGCAUGGACGUGGUGGAGCAGCAGACGGAGAGCCUGGAGCGGCACACCGACUCUCUGCAGAUCCUGCUCGAGGAAACGCUGCUUCCUGGCCAGGACCUGGCUUCCUCCCUGCAGCUCUUCAAGACCGAGCACCUGAGCACGGGGCUGGAGCUCCUGUGGCGCAUUCAGGAGCGCCUGUUGGCCAUCCUGCAGCACUCCACUCAGGAUUUCCGAGUUGGUCUGCAGAGCUCCCCCAGCUCAGACCUGCAGGAGCUCAAGCGAUCCAACGUCCCUCCUGGCGGUUCUCAGGAGUCUCCCACACCAAUGCAAGAAGAGGAGGAGGAAGAGGAGGAGGAGUAUGUUCCCCACUGGCACCAGUACGAUGAGGAGGAGCUGGAUGAAGAUAAUUUCUACGACGACGACGAGGACGAUGAGUCUGACAAUCUGGAACCCCACGCUUUCUUCUUUGAUGAUGAGGACGAGGGCUACGACUAGGCUGUCUGGGGUCGCGGGGCAAACAUUGGCCCUAGCUUCACCCCUUUUAUCACAGAUCCCGUGGACUGGCCUUAUAUCUUUCUGAGGAAACAGCCCUAGGGAAGACAGCUUUGUCAUGUUUAUUAAAUAAACACUUUUUUUCUUGUA
Molecule: messenger RNA, 7951 nt
Organism: Ornithorhynchus anatinus (platypus)
Lineage: Eukaryota; Metazoa; Chordata; Mammalia; Monotremata; Ornithorhynchidae
Gene: CUL9
Product: cullin 9
Exons: 40
Coding region: 257-7804 (2515 amino acids)
Biological process (GO): ubiquitin-dependent protein catabolic process
Cellular component (GO): cullin-RING ubiquitin ligase complex
Molecular function (GO): ubiquitin protein ligase binding; zinc ion binding
Source: RefSeq, a predicted model, not a curated record